AUGUCUGCUUGCCAGGUGACCGGCCUUCCAGAGGGAUCCCAGGCCACCAGCGAGUACGAGACCCUCACCGCCAAGUUCCACUUCGUCGACCUGGCUGGCUCGGAGAGGCUGAAGCGGACGGGAGCUACGGGCGAGAGAGCCAAGGAGGGCAUCUCCGUCAACUGCGGCCUGCUGGCGUUGGGAAACGUCAUAAGCGCCCUUGGAGGCCAGAGCAAGAAAGCGGUGCACGUACCCUACCGAGACUCCAAACUGACCCGGCUCCUCCAGGACUCCCUUGCGGGGAACAGCCAAACCAUCAUGAUCGCCUGCAUCAGCCCCUCUGACCGGGACUUCAUGGAGACCUUAAACACGCUCAAGUACGCCAACCGGGCUUGCAACAUCAAGAACAAGGUGGUGGUGAACCAGGACAAAACCAGCCAGCAGAUCAGCGCCCUGAGAUCGCCCGCCUCCAGAUGGAGCUCAUGGCGGGCAAGCGUGUGAUCGGGGAGGACGGCACCGAUGGCUACAGUGACUUGUUCCAGGAGAACACCAUGCUCCAGAAGGAGAACGCCACCUUGCGCAUGAGGGUGAAGGCCAUGCAGGAGGCCACUGAUGCCAUCCACAGCCAGGUCACCCACCUGAUGAGCCAGGAGGCCAAGGCAGGCGAGGAUGGGCACCUCCGGAGAACGUGUCUGCGAGGUGACGGCAACGAGGCCAUCGGCGCCCUGAUCCCGAACUACAUCCAGGAGAUCGAGGAGCUCAAGUGGGCGUGGGUCACGUUCUCUCCUUCCGCCCGUCUGGGGGGGCCGCGUAUCGCGUGCAGCUUGAGAGGACCUGCAAAGAGGCAGUGCGGGCUAGCGGGGGGGCUGCUGACCUGGGGCUCUGGAGGCCCAGACUCCCUCUCUGGGUCUGCCGCUCCCGGCUGGGUGACUGGUGCCAUGAGCACUGGGUUCAAAUAGUAGGCUGGCAUCGCAGCUCUGCCAAUGACCUUGGGCAAGUCACUUCCCCUCUCUCUUGCCUUUGGUCUGAUGCGACCAUUUAGAUUGUCGGCGCUUUGGGACAGCGCCCGUCUCACGGGUGUGUGCAGCACCUGGCACAACAGGGCCUUGAUCCCGUCUCUCUCGGUGCUGCUGAAAUAUAAAUAAAAGCCCCGCAUUCGAGAUGGAAAUGUCUCCAUCCUGUAGGGCGUCCUGUCCGGCCCUUGUGCUCCCAAGCUUUCUCUGGAGCCUUGGCUGAUCCGGACUUAAAUGCCUCCCAGGGGUACAUUGAAAUACAGUCUGAUAGCUAGUGCUGCUCAUAAAUGUGGAUGUCGUGCAGGAGAAACAGACAACCCCGGAGACAGGAAUCCCCUCGCUCAUUCUGGGCCAGAUUCUCAGCUGGUGUAAAAUCAGCGUUGUCCCACUGGGGUCCCUGGAGCAAUGCCGAUUUACGCCCCUCCCGCUGAGGAUCCGGACCCCGGUCCGUAAUGCUGGAAAACAGAGGUGCCCCACCGUGUCUAGCGCAGCCGCUGCUGAAGAUUAACCCUUAGGCUGCCAUGUCAGCGUAUCACCGUGGCUGUUGAGAACUGGCUGUCGGCCAUAGGGUUGCUUCUCUCCUGUUAGCGUUCAGACCUGGUGGGAAGCCCUGGGGUCUUUGUGACGUGACCUGGGCGCAUUGCCAUCUAAGUGAAGGCACUUCCCCUCCCGGGCUCUGGCGGCGCAGGGU
Chrysemys picta bellii (western painted turtle) is the source of this 1683-nucleotide messenger RNA. NCBI's taxonomy places the organism in Eukaryota, Metazoa, Chordata, Testudines, Emydidae. The record is from RefSeq and is a predicted model, not a curated record.